AUGCCACCAUGCAGCACUACGGGGUGAAUGGCUACUCACUACAUGCCAUGAACUCACUCAGCGCCAUGUAUAACCUGCACCAGCAGGCAGCCCAGCAGGCCCAGCAUGCCCCCGACUACCGGCCAUCAGUGCAUGCACUUACACUGGCAGAGCGCCUAGCUGACAUCAUUUUGGAGGCCCGCUAUGGCUCCCAGCACCGCAAACAACGUCGCAGCCGCACAGCAUUCACGGCCCAGCAGCUCGAGGCCCUGGAAAAGACCUUCCAGAAGACUCACUACCCAGAUGUGGUGAUGCGUGAGAGGCUGGCAAUGUGUACCAAUCUGCCUGAGGCCCGGGUGCAGGUAUGGUUCAAGAACCGCAGGGCCAAGUUCCGAAAGAAACAACGCAGCCUGCAGAAAGAACAGCUUCAAAAGCAGAAGGAGACUGAGGGAUCCCUUGGAGAAGGCAAGAUGGAGGCCCCAGCCCCAGAUACCCAGCUGGAGGCAGAACAGCCCCCAAGUCUGCCCAGUGGUGAUCCCCCUGCUGAGCUUCAACUGAGCCUGUCUGAGCAGUCAGCCAGUGAGUCAGCUCCUGAAGAUCAGCCCGACCGAGAGGAGGACUCCCGGUCUGGGACUGAGGAUCCCAAGGCUGAGAAGAGCCCUGGGUCUGAGAACAAGGGUCUGGGCUGCAAGAGGGGCAGCCCCAAGGCAGAUUCCCCAGGCAGCCUGGCCAUAACGCCUGCGGCCCCAGGGGGCAGCCUCCUGGGCCCGUCCCACUCCUACUCCUCAUCCCCGCUCAGCCUGUUCCGGCUGCAGGAGCAGUUUCGCCAGCACAUGGCAGCCACCAACAACCUGGUGCACUACUCGUCUUUUGAAGUGGGAGGCCCGGCUCCCGCUGCAGCUGCAGCAGCUGCUGCUGCAGUGCCCUACCUGGGUGUCAACAUGGCCCCACUGAGCUCACUGCACUGCCAGUCCUACUACCAAUCCCUGUCAGCAGCUGCUGCUGCCCAUCAGGGUGUGUGGGGGUCACCACUGCUGCCUGCACCCCCCGCAGGCCUGGCACCUGCCUCAGCUGCCCUGAACAGUAAAACCACAAGCAUCGAGAACCUGCGGCUCCGGGCCAAGCAGCAUGCAGCCUCCCUGGGACUCGAUACCCUCCCUAACUGACUGGUCUCCAAUCCAACCAUGGCCUUGGGUGUCCCCCCUACUAGCCCCCUGGUUAUUCCUAGAAGGUUCUCUGAGUGUUAACUUGGGAGCCCAGGGAUGCUGGGUCCUGGAGUCUUCUCCUUGUCUCCCUUCUUCAGAUUCCCAACCCUAGGUGAAACCCAAAUACCUUUUGCAUGCCCCCUUCCCGGCUUGGACCCCAUGUGGGCUGAAUGGGGAGGAGGCGAGCAGCUGG
Nannospalax galili (Upper Galilee mountains blind mole rat) is the source of this 1377-nucleotide messenger RNA. RefSeq names its product diencephalon/mesencephalon homeobox 1 (gene Dmbx1). The transcript has 4 exons. Bases 9 to 1145 code for a protein of 378 amino acids. Lineage: Eukaryota; Metazoa; Chordata; Mammalia; Rodentia; Spalacidae. Gene Ontology annotation, molecular function: RNA polymerase II transcription regulatory region sequence-specific DNA binding; DNA-binding transcription factor activity, RNA polymerase II-specific. Gene Ontology annotation, biological process: regulation of transcription by RNA polymerase II. The record is from RefSeq and is a predicted model, not a curated record.